Molecule: messenger RNA, 2409 nt
Organism: Monodelphis domestica (gray short-tailed opossum)
Lineage: Eukaryota; Metazoa; Chordata; Mammalia; Didelphimorphia; Didelphidae
Gene: VN2R511
Product: vomeronasal 2 receptor 511
Biological process (GO): G protein-coupled receptor signaling pathway
Cellular component (GO): plasma membrane
Molecular function (GO): G protein-coupled receptor activity
Source: RefSeq, marked inferred
CUCCACAAGAAUUACCAGCAAGCCCUGGCUCUAAUGUUUGCUGUAGAAGAGAUUAACAGGAAUCCCAAUCUGUUGCCCAACCUCACGCUGGGCUUCCACCUCUACAACGCCUACCACAGCGACGCCAGGACCUUGGAGAGCUCCCUGCGGUGGCUCUCUGGGCAGGGCCGGCUUGUCCCUAACUAUGGCUGCUGGGGGCAGGAGCGGCCUGUGGCCAUCAUUGGAGGAGCCACGUCAGCUCUGUCUGUCCAGAUGGGCCCCCUGCUCGAACUCUACAGGUAUCCCCAGGUCAUCUAUGGACCAUUCGAUCCCAUCCUGAGUGACAAGGCUCAGUUUCCUUCUCUUUAUCAGAUGGCCCCAAAGGACUCUUCCCUGCAUAAAGGUAUGGUCAGACUGAUGACUCACUUUCAGUGGACGUGGGUGGCUCUGGUGACCGUAGAUGAUCUGAGAGGGGAGGAAUUCCUUACACAACUGACAGUGGAAAUGGCGAAUCAUGGCGUCUGUGUGUCCUUCACAGAGAAGAUUCCUGUCAGUGAGAGAAGACACGCAGAAUCCCAGACUGCCUUCAUGCCCAGGAUCAUGGCAUCCCCAAUCAAAGUGAUUUUCAUUCAUGGAGACACAGAUUCAUUAAUGAUCUUAAGAUAUUCACAAAUGCCUUUUUUUCCAGUUUGGAAGGUGUGGGUCACCACCUCUCACUGGGACAUUACCAUGAGACCCCAACAUUUUGAUGGUAAUUAUUUCCAUGGGGCGCUUACAUUUUCCCACCUAACAAGGGAUGUUCCUGGUUUUAAGGCUUUUCUCAAGACAGUGAACCCUAUUAUAUAUCCAGAGGACAUUUUAUUGGGAGAAUUCUGGCACUCAGCCUUCAGGUGUAGGGAGAACCUUGAAAAAUUGAAGCAAGAAGAAUGUUUAUCAAAUACCUCUUUGGAGACUCUGCCUUUGUUUUUCUUUGACAUGACCAUGUCAGAUUUGAGUUACACCAUCUACAACGGUGUAUAUGCUGUGGCUUGGGCUCUCCAUGAAAUGUUCCUCAUGCAAUUAGGAAAAGGAUCUGUGGUGGAGGGAGAAAGCUGGGUGCCUCAUCCCUGGCAGCUCCACUCUUUUCUAAAGAAUCUCCAGUUUAACAACAGCGCUGGUGACCAGGUGUUCAUGGAUGAGAAUAGAAACCCCGAAGCGCAAUAUAACAUUCUGAACUAUGUGACCCUCCAUGUAGAUGCUGAAGUACUAGUGAAAGUUGGACAAUAUUGCCCCAAGGCGGAGCCUGGUCAAGAUUUCUCCAUAGAUGAUGUGGCCAUAGUGUGGGCCGUGUCAGGUUCAAAGAUUCCCAGGGCUACGUGCAAUGAAAGCUGUGCUCCUGGGUUCAGGCAAACUCCUCUGGAGGGGGAGCCCAUCUGCUGUUUCAACUGUUCUCUGUGCCCUGAGGGGGAGAUCUCCAAUCAGAUGAAUAUGAAGCAUUGUGUGACGUGCCCAGAAGAUGAGUAUCCAAAUCAAGAAAGAAAUCGAUGUCUCCCCAAGGUUGUGAUUUUCCUGAAUGUUUCAGAACCUUUGGGGGUGACUCUCAUCUGUGUAGCUUUUUCUUUCUCUCUCCUGACAGCCCUGGUCCUCUGGGUGUUUGUGAAGUUUCGAGACACCCCCAUAGUCAAGGCCAAUAACCGGGCUCUCAGCUACACUCUCCUCGUCUCCCUCAGCUUCUGCUUCCUCUGCUCCCUGCUCUUCAUUGGCCGUCCCACUGCCGCCACUUGCCUCCUCCGACAAACAACGUUUGGGAUUGUUUUCACUGUAGCUGUGUCCUCCAUUUUGGCCAAAACCAUCAUGGUCGUCCUGGCUUUCAGGCUCACAAUACCAGGGAGCAGGGGCAGAAUGUGGGUCCAAUCCAGAGUGUCCACCUCUGUCGUCAUUAUCUGUUCUGGGAUUCAAAUAAUUAUCUGUGGCAUCUGGUUGGGAAUCGCACCCCCUUUCCCUGAUACAGACACACACUCUGAACCAGGUCACAUCAUCAUUGGGUGCAAUGAGGGUUCUGUCAUUGCCUUCUACUCUGUCCUGGGCUACAUGGGCUUCCUGGCCUUGGGCAGCUUCACAGUGGCUUUCCUGGCCAGGAACCUCCCUGACACCUUCAAUGAGGCGAAGCUCAUCACCUUCAGCAUGCUGGUGUUCUGCAGUGUGUGGGUCUCCUUCCUGCCCACCUACCAGAGCACCAAAGGCAAAGCCAUGGUGGUGGUAGAGAUCUUCUCCAUCCUGGCCUCCAGUGCUGGCUUACUGGGCUGCAUCUUCAUUCCCAAAUGUUGGGUGAUCCUGCUGAGGCCAGACAGAAACACCCAGGAAAGGAUAAAGAAUAAAGUCAGUUCCAGGGGCAGGAAUCAUUCUGAUUCAUUGUCUGCUAAUUCCUUCCCGAGGCAUAAUCAACGUUAA